Selaginella moellendorffii is the source of this 1345-nucleotide messenger RNA. RefSeq names its product histone H3.v1. Lineage: Eukaryota; Viridiplantae; Streptophyta; Lycopodiopsida; Selaginellales; Selaginellaceae. The record is from RefSeq and is a predicted model, not a curated record. The transcript is spliced from 3 exons. Bases 401 to 1204 code for a protein of 267 amino acids.
UUUCCGUUAGUGAACAGGGGAAAGAGAGAAUCAAUCAGUUUCUCGCGAGCGGGUGGACGAUUUGGCCUGGGAUCGGCGAGGCGAGAUCUCCGCAAAGGACGAUUGAGGCGCUGCGCGUAGCGGUUUGUAGCUCUGCGCCGUGUUUAGGGCUCCAAUCGACGAAGACGAAGACGAGGUAGGGCAGGCGAGGGCGCCGCGAGCGGCUCUCCCGGCAGUGUAAUUCUGCGGCUUCCCGCGAAAUCCGGAUUGGCGGCUGCGAUCCCUGGAGGAAUUUCUCGAGAUUUCCAUCGGAGAGGACCUGGCAUGGGAUAAUUCAUGGUAAUAUCGGAUAAGGUCGUGGUAUGAGGUCUAGGGAAGAUCGCAGUAGCGGAAGAACUGCAGGAAGGAUUAGUCGCUUAGAAUGAUGGAUAGCAGCGAAGCAGCGGCGAUGGAUUUUAAUCUACUGGCGGAAGAAGAUGAGUCGGGCAACGAUUGUAAAAGCCGUCAAGAAGACGGUGACGAGGAAGAAGAGGAAGGAGACAACGAAGAUAUCGAGCUGCUAGAAGUUACUAAAACGCUGGAAGAACAGGAAGAACAGGAAGAACACGAGCAAGAAGAAGGAAACGAAGAAGUCCACUGGAGGCGGCCUAGUUCGAAGAUACUAACAUUCCCGGCCCACGCUCCAAUCCAAGCUGACACAACAACAUUCUCGUCUAGAGAACCAACUUUGCUGUCGGUGGACACGGACGUGGAGAUGGAAGUCACCACCGAGGAGACUCCAUCGCCGAGCACGACUCCAAACCGGAGGAGCGACUCCACUGCCGCUGGAGAUCAUGGCAAAUCCCCGUCGGUGGCAACUCCAGGCGGGAGCAGUGACGAUCGUCCGUCGUCAAACUCGAGCGAGGAAUCGUCGUUGCAAAGCCACCACAAGCGGUUCCUCGAGCUGCAAGCGUUUCUCAAGCUCUGUGACGAGGCUGACCAGAAAGAUCUCCUCGAAGCGUUGAGAUCUCUAUCGGCCGCUGCUCGUAGCGGGCAUGCGUUUAACUUGGAGUACCGAGCUCUGAUGCUUUCCAUGGAAGAAGGUAGAGAGAUGCUGAGAUUAAAGAUGCUCAACGUUAUGGGUGGCAAAGGCAGCCCUUCUCAAUCGCAGCAAGACAAUGGUAGCACACCACUGGGGACUCGAUUGCCGGCCCCUGGAUCCGUGACAGAUUUAAGCGCGUAUUGACAGACAGCGAAGAUUUACACCCAAGACAAAGAUUAUUUAUGGCUAUGCUCUUGAUCCCCAGCCGUGGAGGACUCGAGAGGCUUGUGCAUUAAACGAAUAAAUCGAAGAACUUCCAAAAAAUCCCCUGGAACUUUCAACCUU